GUUUUUAUACGCCAUCGUAAAAUUGACUUGAGAAAAUUAGACGAAUGCAUUCAGAAGUCAGUUUAAUUCGGUGAUUAUCAGAUCAAUCUGUAGUUCAAUAGAAAUUAUUGAAGAUGAGUGCUGAAAUGCCCGAAUUGGGCUCUAAAAUAAGUUUAAUAUCGAAGGCGGAUAUUAGGUACGAAGGUCGGCUUUUUACUGUUGACCCUAGAGAAUGUACAAUAGCUUUGGCUUCAGUUCGUUCAUUUGGUACCGAAGAUCGGGAUACAAAAUAUCCGGUUGCACCACAAAAUCAAGUGUACGAUUAUAUUUUAUUUCGUGGAUCUGAUAUUAAAGAUAUUCGUGUUGUAAAUAACAAUGUUAUUCCAAAUGAUCCAGCAAUUAUGCAAUUAUCUGUGCCACCUAGUUUGGGUCCACAACCAUAUCCUCAACCAAAUUUUGGACAUCCAGUGCUUGGUCAUAUGGCACCACAAAUGGGUCAAUUUCAGCCAUAUGGAGGAGGAUUGGGUCCAAUUGGCGCGAAUUUACCAAGCGGUUUAGCUCCAGGUAUGGGCAUGCAACGCGGUGUUCCAAAACAACAACCUGUGCCAAGUGAGUUAAUCGGGGGAAAUAGUGGUUCUAUGGGAAGUGCCCCUGGUACUGAUAUUCCUAAUAUAGACCAAGGUGUUCGAAGCAACGACAGUGUUUCUGUAUUAGAUUUAAUCAGCGGUGGUAGUCGAUCCACAACUCCUGUAAGCUUAACAUCACGUAAAAGUCCAACAAAUGAUGCUGGUGUUCAAGUAAAUUCAAGUGGUGGUCCAAGCGGUUCUCAAGAUGAUAAAAAAGGCGGACAACAAAGGCCUAUACAACCACCUGGAGGUCAACAGCGCAUUAGAAGGGAAUCCGGAGGUCGACAAAAUCAAGGCAAUCAAAAUAGAAAUCAACCCCAAAGAAAUCUACAAAAUCAACAAAAUAUUCCCGGUCAUCAAGAUCAACGUAAUCAACAAAAUCAAAAUCAACGUCAAGGUUGGGGUGGCAAUAACAAUCGAGGUAUACAAAUGCGUCCCAGGGGUCGCGGUCGAAAUAUGCAAGGUAGUGGAAGUGGUAGUGCUGGGGGCUAUCGUAAUCAACAGGGGGGACAAUCUCAAAAUCAAGCAAUGAAAGUGAAAAAUUUAUUAAAAUUCGAUAAUGAUUACGAUUUCGAACAAGCGAAUACUGAAUUUGAAGAAUUGCGCUCACAAUUAGCUAAAGUGAAAAUAGACGAACCAAAUAAAUCAACAGAACUGAACGGUGACGUCGAGAAAAAAGAUGAUUCUGGUAAUGAAACUGGUGCGGGUGAAAACGAAGUUGAAGAAGAAUCAGAAAUAUUUUAUGAUAGCAAAAAAUCAUUUUUCGAUAAUAUUUCAUGCGAGGCUGUUGAACGGUCUAAAGGACGAUCUCAAAGAACUGAUUGGCGUACUGAACGUAAACUAAAUUCAGAGACUUUUGGUGUCGCUUCUGCUAGGCGUGGAGGUUAUCGAGGAAGAGGAGGAUACUAUAAUCGUGGUGGAAUGGGCGGCUAUCGUGGUGGCUAUCGUAAUUAUCGAACAAACCAAGGACCGAAUCAACGAUCGAGACCAAGUCAAUCACAAAAUAAUCCACAACAAAAUCAAAAUGCCAGCCAAUCAACUGCAACCCAAUCCAGGCCGAUCACAACGGCAACGGGCUCGAAUGGCAAGUAAAAAAACAUCAACAAUUUCAAA
This is a messenger RNA of Chrysoperla carnea, 1718 nucleotides long. It is a transcript of the gene tral, whose product is annotated as protein LSM14 homolog B. Gene Ontology annotation, cellular component: P-body. The transcript has 4 exons. Lineage: Eukaryota; Metazoa; Arthropoda; Insecta; Neuroptera; Chrysopidae. The record is from RefSeq and is a predicted model, not a curated record. Gene Ontology annotation, biological process: cytoplasmic stress granule assembly; P-body assembly. Bases 114 to 1697 code for a protein of 527 amino acids. Gene Ontology annotation, molecular function: mRNA binding.